Molecule: messenger RNA, 1665 nt
Organism: Nicotiana tabacum (common tobacco)
Lineage: Eukaryota; Viridiplantae; Streptophyta; Magnoliopsida; Solanales; Solanaceae
Product: hsp70-Hsp90 organizing protein 3
Molecular function (GO): Hsp90 protein binding
Source: RefSeq, a predicted model, not a curated record
GUUUCUGCUUACAAGAAGGGCCUUGAAAUUGAUCCAAAUAACGAGGCCUUAAAAUCUGGCCUUUCUGAUGCUCAGGCAGCUCAGGCCCGAUCUCGUGGCCCGGCUAGUUCCGCGAACCCUUUUGGUGAUGCGUUUUCCGGGCCGGAGAUGUGGGCUAAGUUGACUGCGGACUCAAGUACACGGGCUUACUUGAACCAGCCCGAUUUUGUUAACAUGAUGAAAGAUAUUCAGAAGAAUCAGAAUAAUCUAAACCUUUAUCUGAAAGAUCAGAGAGUAAUGCAAGCGCUUGGGGUUUUAUUAGGUGUGAAAUUGUCGACGAGGAUGCCGGAGGAGGAGGAUGCUGAGAUGCCGGAACCUUCGCCGGAGAGGAAGAGGCCUGCGGAGGAGGAGAAGAAACGGCCCGAACCGGAGCCGGAGCCCGAGCCAAUGGAAGUGGGUGAGGAGGAGAAGGAGAUUAAAGAGAGGAAAGCAAAGGCACAGAAGGAGAAGGAGGCGGGUAAUGCGGCUUACAAGAAGAAGGAUUUCGAGACUGCAAUUCAGCAUUAUAGCAAGGCUAUUGAGCUUGAUGAUGAGGAUAUUUCAUUCAUUACUAACCGUGCUGCUGUCUACUUGGAGAUGGGAAAGUAUGAGGAUUGCAUCAAAGAUUGUGACCAAGCUGUUGAAAGGGGGAGAGAGCUAAGGUCAGACUUUAAAAUGAUUGCAAGGGCUCUGACUCGAAAGGGGACUGCCUUGGCAAAGAUGGCAAAAAGUUCAAAGGAUUUUGAAGUUGCAAUUGAGGUUUUCCAGAAAGCCCUGACUGAACAUCGCAACCCGGACACUCUGAAGAAACUCAAUGAUGCUGAGAAGGCGAGAAAGGAAUUAGAGCAGCAAGAGUAUUUCAAUCCGCAAAUAGCAGACGAAGAACGCGAGAAAGGAAACCAGUUCUUCAAAGAGAUGAAGUAUCCCGAGGCGGUUAAGCAUUACACUGAAUCCAUAAAGAGGAAUCCCAAAGACCCGAGGGCAUAUAGCAACCGGGCUGCUUGCUACACGAAGUUAGCUGCAUUGCCUGAGGGGCUCAAGGAUGCUGAGAAGUGCAUUGAGCUUGAUCCAACAUUUGUAAAGGGCUACACCAGGAAAGGUGCUGUUCAGUUUUUCAUGAAAGAGUAUGAAAAAGCUAUGGAAACUUACCAGGAAGGAUUGAAGCAUGAUCCUCAGAAUCAGGAACUGCUAGAUGGUGUGAAGAGAUGUGUGGAGCAAAUAAACAGGGGAAGCCGUGGAGAUCUAACUCCAGAGGAGCUCAAAGAGAGACAGGCCAAGGGAAUGCAGGAUCCAGAAAUUCAGAACAUCCUUACAGACCCAGUAAUGAGACAGGUGCUGACUGACUUCCAAGAGAACCCAAAAGCCGCACAGGAUCAUAUGAAGAACCCUCUUGUGAUGAACAAGAUCCAAAAGUUGAUUAAUGCAGGAAUUGUCCAAGUUAAAUAAGUAGAGCAACGUUUAGACCUCAAAAGGGAAAUAGGGCAUGGCUAUCCAUUAUUUAUUGUCGUUUGUGUAUUCAAGGGAAUCGUUCAUAGGACUCCUUUUACUCUUCUGAGGGUGUAAGGUCGCACAAUGUCUUGGUUUCCCGGUUUUCUUCUGUCGCAACUUCAAAUUUUGCAUCUUGUUGCCUGUUGGCUCUUUUAUGUC